ACUGACCGGACUAUAUAAAGUUAUAAAGCAAGGGAAACAAAACCCUAGAAGAAGAAGCCGAUCUCCUAACUCUCUCGGUUUUCUCUUACCAAACUAAAUUAGUGGUGGCUGCCACUCUCUUUCUCUAAGUCGACGGCGAAGACAACUAUAGUCGGACGAGAAUGGAUUCGCAGAUAAAACAUGCUGUGGUGGUGAAAAUAAUGGGGAGGACAGGAUCAAGGGGUCAAGUGACUCAGGUGAGAGUCAAGUUUCUGGAUGAUCAAAAUCGUUUCAUCAUGAGGAAUGUGAAGGGACCUGUUAGGGAAGGCGAUAUUCUCACCCUUCUCGAGUCCGAGAGGGAGGCUAGAAGGUUGCGUUGAUCAUCUUCUUCAUCAUCGACAUCGUCAUCAUGUUUCUUAAUGAUCAUGAAUGAUUCUCUCCUUUUACCUGUAUUUUUUCAACCUUUCGUUUUCGUAAUGCUUACUUGAAUUGAUCAGAACUAUGUUUAAUUUAGUUUUAUUUUUCUGUGUUGGGUAGUACAUUGGGUUUUGAUAAAUUUAGAGUGUGCACUUUUGAAAUUGAAUUCCUAUAUAUGAAUCGAAAGGCUGAUUGUUCACUUGGCAUUGCAUUUUAGUAAACAAAUUUUAAAGUUGGAUGGCAAA
Messenger RNA from Cannabis sativa, 641 nucleotides. Its product is annotated as small ribosomal subunit protein eS28. Gene Ontology annotation, biological process: translation; ribosomal small subunit assembly; maturation of SSU-rRNA. The record is from RefSeq and is a predicted model, not a curated record. Gene Ontology annotation, molecular function: structural constituent of ribosome. Bases 162 to 359 code for a protein of 65 amino acids. The transcript has 2 exons. Gene Ontology annotation, cellular component: ribosome; cytosolic small ribosomal subunit. NCBI's taxonomy places the organism in Eukaryota, Viridiplantae, Streptophyta, Magnoliopsida, Rosales, Cannabaceae.